Copidosoma floridanum is the source of this 3754-nucleotide messenger RNA. It is a transcript of the gene Not3, whose product is annotated as CCR4-associated factor Not3. The record is from RefSeq and is a predicted model, not a curated record. Lineage: Eukaryota; Metazoa; Arthropoda; Insecta; Hymenoptera; Encyrtidae. Gene Ontology annotation, biological process: regulation of DNA-templated transcription. Gene Ontology annotation, cellular component: CCR4-NOT core complex; nucleus.
UAUCCAACAACGAGUAAAGGAGCAAAGCUGAGAGAAAAAAGAGGAGUUGUUGGUGCACAAGUAUUUUUCUCUCUUGGGAGAAGGAAGCGUCGCACACAGCUAAGGGGCGCCCUUAUCGUACUAUAUACUACCAACUUAUCUAUAACUUGACUGCUUGCAACAACUUUGUCACGGAUUUAGAGAGAGAAGGACAGGAUAAUACUUAAAAAAACACACCUUGUGUGUGGUGUGUGGACUGUGCGCGACAGUGCGAGCAAAGGAAAGAGACGGUCGUUGUCAUUUGAAAACGGAAGCCAUCUUGUGGCCUCCCAUAUUAUAUAUAUACUCAGCCUCUUUGAUACAUAUAUGAGUCUGUGUGUACGUAUAGUACAACAGAGAAAGAAAGAGAGCUAAAAGUUCCAAGGGGGUUUGGGUUUGGGUGUAUAUGUAUAUAUACAUACAUAUAUAUACUCGUAAGAAUUGUAUAGUAAUAGAACGCGAGAGAACGUACUAUACACAGUAAGUUAGCAGCAGCGGAGUACAGCGUACAGCUAUAUAUAUUGCAAUACAGCAUCAGCAAAUCUCUUGGUUAUUUGUUCGUCGGUUCGUUCUGUUCUGUGUAGAAGCAGCAGCAGCAGCAUUUCAGUAUCUCGCGCGCGCGUGUGUGUGUGUAUGUGUGUCGUCCUCGGCAUCAGACAGAAUAUCAGCGGCAGUGUAGAAACAACAGAAGCAGCAUCAUCACUAUUAUCAGCAACUCCAAGAGAGAAAGAAAUACACUUGGCGAUCAUAUUCUCUCUCACGCACACAGAAAGACACAUAACGCUUCGCACCGCGUCUGUAACAUUCAGACUAUGCAUGAGCCAUCGUACCCUGCGCUUACAUAGCCAUGGCUGCGACGAGAAAGUUGCAAGGUGAAAUUGACAGGUGCCUUAAGAAAGUGACAGAAGGGGUUGAAACGUUCGAAGAUAUUUGGCAAAAAGUUCAUAAUGCUACAAACAGCAAUCAGAAGGAAAAAUAUGAGGCUGAUCUCAAAAAAGAGAUCAAGAAGCUUCAGAGGUUACGAGAUCAGAUUAAAAGCUGGAUUGCAUCUGGAGAAAUUAAGGAUAAGAGUACGUUACUUGAAUACAGGAAACUCAUUGAGACACAAAUGGAACGAUUUAAAGUUGUGGAAAGGGAAACAAAAACAAAAGCCUACUCUAAAGAAGGGUUGGGGGCUGCUCAGAAAUUAGAUCCUGCUCAAAAAGAAAGAGAAGAAGUCAGUAAUUGGCUUGCAAAUUCUAUUGAUACCCUCAAUUUGCAGCUUGAUACAUUUGAAUCUGAAAUAGAGUCUUUACUUGCUGGUAAGAAAAAAAGGCUAGACAAAGACAAACAAGAUAGAAUGGAUGAACUUAAAACAAAACUUGAAAAGCAUAGAUAUCACAUAAGAAAAUUGGAAACCUUGCUACGUAUGUUGGAUAACAUGUCAGUUGAAGUUGAUACGAUCAAAAGGAUAAAGGAUGAUGUUGAAUACUACAUUGAAUCGUCUCAAGAUCCUGAUUUCGAAGAAAAUGAGUACAUUUAUGAUGAUAUCAUUGGUCUUGACGAAGUAGAACUAUCUGGCGUGACAAUACCAUCAUCGGCGACAACGGACAGUAAUAACAGUAAUGAGACUGGUGGUACACCAACAUCCACAAAUUCUAAUUCUUCACCAAUACCGUCACCUCCAUUAAGUUCAACCAUGCACAAUCAUUCAAGUGAUAGCUCUACGGAUAAUGAUAAGAAAACUAAGCCUGUGAAACCAACAGCAGUUAGGCCACUGGUUAAUUCCCAAGCGAGCAUUCCAACAACGGGAAGCACUGCCAAUGUGAAAACAGCAUUGAUAACAAGCAGCACUCCGAGCAAAACCAUUCCCAUGACAUCUAGCCAUAGCUCCCCUAGCUCCACUACGAAUCAUAUUGCAACAACAAACAUUAACAAUUUUGCCAUGGUAGCUGCCUCUCACAGCAAUUCUCAAGCUGCUCAUGCUGCCAUUAAUAAAGCAACACCGCACCCUAAUGAGAACGGAUUACCGUCGUCUGCAUCGACGCCAAAUGUAACGUCCAUCGUGCCACAAGUCAUUUCUCAACAACAACAACAACAACAACAGCAGCAGCAGCAGCAACAGCAACAGCCGCCGCAACCACUACAACAGCCUCAAAUGACUCAGCAAACACCACAGCCUCAGCAGCAGUUACAACAACAACAACAACAACAACAACAACAACAACAACAGCAGCAGCAGCAGCAGCAGCUACAGCAACCACAGCAAGCAUUACAACCUCAGCAACAGCAGCUUGUGAUAACGGCACCGACGCAAACGCAGCAGCAUAUACUGCUUAAUCAAAGUCAGACUUACAAUAACGAGGUGGAAAUACCGACGCCCGUGCCACCCUCGGUAUCUCCGCACUCGUCCGUGAGCAGUCAAUCCUCGCCCAUUCCCGCGAAUUCAUGUUCCCCAGCGCCAUCCACUGCCAACGGUCUCAUACCCAAACUUUCUGAUGGCAUGUCUUCAUUGAAGUCCAUAGCUCAGCAAGUGAUAGUACGGGCAGGUAUAGAGCUGCCUCCGCCGUCCGAGCCAACGAGAAACAUCUUUGAUAGUUCAAAGACGAACAAUGCUAUCAAUAGUAGUAACGCAACCGCGGAAGCUCACAUUCCACCGCUAUUAGGUGUUGCUCCAUUAGGACCAGUUCCAUUGACAAAGGAACAUCAACAUCAGUUCCAAAUGAUGGAAGCAGCGUACUAUCACAUGCCACAUCCCUCCGACUCGGAACGCCUGAGAUCGUAUUUGCCUCGAAAUAGUUGUAUUACUCCUCCAUAUUAUCAACAGCAACCGCUUCCUCAUUCUGAUAGUGUGGAAUUCUUCCAACGUCUUUCAACGGAAACAUUGUUUUUCAUAUUUUACUACAUGGAAGGUUCCAAAGGUCAAUAUUUGGCAGCUAAGGCUUUAAAAAAACAAAGUUGGAGGUUUCAUACCAAAUACAUGAUGUGGUUUCAAAGGCAUGAAGAACCCAAAGUUAUUAAUGAGGAAUAUGAACAAGGCACGUACAUCUAUUUCGACUAUGAAAAAUGGGGACAAAGAAAAAAGGAAGGCUUUACUUUUGAGUACAAGUACUUAGAGGAUCGAGACCUCAACUAACUGAAAUUCUGUUAUUCUCAAAUCUCCGAAAUGCACUAUUUCUGUAUCGGUAUUAUUGAAAAUUUGAUAGAUAUUAUUUUUUACAGUUCUCUAUUUUCGCUAAUUGUACUAUUAUUUAUUGGAAAACAAGUUAUGAAUAUGGAAACUCUGGUGCAUAACGGACAUUCAGGUCAAACAAAAACACUUUACUCCAUUGUAGCUCUGUAAUGUGCUGAUUCGUUGGGAUGCUCUUUUACAAAAGAAAAAAAAAUGGCAAAAAAAAUUUUUGGAGAAUGAACGACCGAAAAAAUUAUGAAGUUAUCUAAGAUGCGUUUUUAUGGGGGACAGCAAAUUGUAUUUAUAAAUGAUAAUAUGAGAGACACCGAAGACACACUUUAGCGAUUUUACAGUGUGUGGUGUGUGAUAAACAAGAGGAAGAAGUUAUCCUUGUUGGCGACUGACUCUGUAAUACCAGUACAAACAUGUGCGCAGCCUACCUACCACGAUGUGGUAAGGGGGAGGGCGCACGUGCUAUGGUAUGUCUUAAUGUUAGAUUAUAAGUAGCCUUUUUGUAUAAAGUAUAUUGAGGUAAAUCCUUAAGAUGAAUUACUGUACAGAAUGUGUAGAAAUAGUGAAUAAUAA